AUCAGUUCUUACCUGGUGUUUCAUCUAGACUGUGUACUGCAGAGCAAUCCGUUAAGAUAAUGAAGAACUGGUUGGCGUUAGUCUGUGUGCUGGGCUCCCUGUGCGGAGGAGUCUUCACAAUGUAUUCGGCCGUAUCUGUUGGAUCCGAUGGGCUGAACUCAAUGGCCGCCAGUCUCCAGAGUAUCAGCAAAGUCGUCAACACCUACUACAAAAAUCUAAAUAACGCUCGCAACAAGGUAAUGCCAGCGAUCUCCAGUCUUCAAUUGUACGUCAACACCACCUAUACGGCUUUGAACAGCUCAUAUGGUGCUACCCAAACAGGCAUGCAGAGCAUUUUGUCAAACGUAGAGUGGUUCUCUCAACAGUUUACCUACGCAGAUCAAAUGGUCAGCUCAACCAUUGGCAAUGAUCUGAACCAGCUGACUUCUCAGCUGCAACAAACUAUCAGCCAAAUCAUGCAAAGCUAUAGCAUGCUGGCCAAUUCAUUCUCGUACCAACAAAAUGGUGAUGAUUGUUCGGUGCAAUUCGCUGGGGUGUCCAGCAACAUUCCCGUUCAGCUGGCCAAGUUCGGUCAAUGUUUGCAGACGGAGGUAGACACUGUUCCGACUGUGGUGGCACCUCUAAAGGCCAUCCUUACGAUGGUGAAGAACGAUCUGAUUUCUUUGAACAAACAGUUGAAGAUCUGUGCUUCCACCUCUACCAACUGCAUCGAUGCGUACUUCAUGGACAUCAGCAUGGAGCUGAAUAACGUAAACAUGGAAUUGUAUCUGGCACAAAGCCUGCUCACCAACUAUCAACAAGAUGCCAUGCAGCGUAAUAAUUUGUGCGGACAGUUGAUUAGUUCCAAUGUCCAAGAUGCCAUCCAAAACCUGCAGAUGCAAUUCAGUCAGUGCAUGUACCCGCAGACAACAAUGGGUUAAGCUUUUUUAAAUGGGAAAUAAACGUUUUAGUAUGUACCAUUGCUAAAAAA
Ochlerotatus camptorhynchus is the source of this 970-nucleotide messenger RNA. RefSeq lists its product as uncharacterized. The record is from RefSeq and is a predicted model, not a curated record. The coding region runs from base 60 to 920 and encodes 286 amino acids. The transcript is spliced from 2 exons. Lineage: Eukaryota; Metazoa; Arthropoda; Insecta; Diptera; Culicidae.